CACGCCGGGAGUUGUAGUCCGCUUCGUACGGCGUUGCCAAGUCUCCGGAAGUGGAAGUGUAAGAGGCCGGGCCGACUUGGCUCUGGCUAGCGGGACUGUGCUCUGGGGCGAUAUUCCCAGGCGGGUCAUGAACGGACCAGCGGACGGCGAAGUGGACUACAAAAAGAAAUACAGGAAUCUGAAGCGGAAACUCAAGUUCCUCAUUUACGAACACGAGUGCUUCCAGGAGGAGCUCAGGAAGGCGCAGAGGAAAUUGCUGAAGGUUUCCCGGGACAAGAGUUUCCUUCUAGAUCGACUUCUGCAGUAUGAGAACGUGGAUGAAGAUUCUUCCGAUUCCGAUGCCACUGCAUCUUCAGAUAACAGUGAGACCGAGGGGACGCCCAAGUUGUCUGACACACCAGCCCCCAAGAGGAAGAGAAGCCCUCCAAUGGGGGGUACCCCAUCCCCUUCCAGCCUCUCCUUGCCUCCUUCAACAGGAUUUCCCCUGCAGCCCUCUGGAGCUCCCUCCCCAUACCUGAGCUCGCUGGCUUCUCCCCCUUACCCCCCAUUCCCUUCUGACUACCUGGCCCUGCAGCUGCCUGAGCCCAGCCCCCUGAGGCCCAAGCUGGAGAAACGGCCCCGCCUACCCCGGAAACUCAAGAUGGCUGUAGGACCCCCUGACUGCCCUGUGGGUGGGCCACUGGCCUUCCCUGCCAGGGGUUCUGGGGCCAGUGUUGGGGCAGCCCUGACCCCCCUGCCUCCUCCCAAGAUGCCCCCCCACACGAUCCUGAGCACCGUCCCUCAGCAGAUGUUCAGCGAUACAGGCAGCGGGGAUGAUGCCCUGGACGGAGACGAUGACCUAGUAAUCGACAUCCCAGAGUAGCCACCCAGUGCUGCCAGCCAAGCCUGCACCGUGUUCCUGCCAUGCCAGCACACUGGAGCCCACUUCCUCAAGAGAUGUUUAUUGAUGCCCAGUUGCCAUGCUUCGGCCACUGACACAAUCAGAAAAGGCGUAAACAUGCACAAAUGUCCCCGAGGAAGGUGGCAGAGGCCUGCCCUCACAUCCCAGCCCCAUCCAGGGGACAGUUAUUUAAAUGGGUGGCCAAGAGGAUCUGCCACACCUUAGGGAGGCAGAGACCCUGUGGAGGCCACUCCUUUAGAAGAGCAGCUGAGCAGGGCUGGGCCUUUUAACGAAGGCUCUGUAUUAAAGGGUUGGCUCUUUC
Peromyscus californicus insignis is the source of this 1202-nucleotide messenger RNA. It is a transcript of the gene Ino80e, whose product is annotated as INO80 complex subunit E. NCBI's taxonomy places the organism in Eukaryota, Metazoa, Chordata, Mammalia, Rodentia, Cricetidae. The coding region runs from base 128 to 862 and encodes 244 amino acids. The transcript has 7 exons. Gene Ontology annotation, cellular component: Ino80 complex; nucleus. The record is from RefSeq and is a predicted model, not a curated record. Gene Ontology annotation, biological process: chromatin remodeling.